This is a messenger RNA of Bemisia tabaci, 158 nucleotides long. The record is from RefSeq and is a predicted model, not a curated record. Lineage: Eukaryota; Metazoa; Arthropoda; Insecta; Hemiptera; Aleyrodidae.
AACUAGCGGAUCCACAAUUUGAUUUGCCUGGAGAAAUCGACAUGCUGUGUGGAGCCGACCUCCUACCAUAUCUACGCCUCGGAGCACCCGUGGUCUUAGGUGCAAACAUGCCAAUGGCCAUACCGACCAUUUUUGGCACGGCCUUGAUGGGCCCCACG